Messenger RNA from Numida meleagris (helmeted guineafowl), 2195 nucleotides. RefSeq names its product dachshund family transcription factor 2 (gene DACH2). The coding region runs from base 1 to 1344 and encodes 447 amino acids. The record is from RefSeq and is a predicted model, not a curated record. The transcript is spliced from 12 exons. Lineage: Eukaryota; Metazoa; Chordata; Aves; Galliformes; Numididae.
AUGGACAACUCACGGCCAGGAAGACCCCCAAAGCGUUCGCUAGGAGUUGCGAUCCAGGAAAAUGCACGUCUUCUGCCCCAUGGAGUUCCAGGCCUCUUAUCACCAGGACUUAUCUCUCCGACAGGUUUGACAGCAGCAGCCAUGGCAGAGGCUAUGAAGUUACAGAAGAUGAAACUUAUGGCAAUGAAUAGCCUCCAUGGAAGUGGAAGUCAAAAUGGAACAGAAUCAGAAAAUGAAGAACUCAAUUCUAACGCAGGUGGGAGUGAAUCCUCCUGGGAUAAAGACAAGCUUCAGUCUCCCAUUACAACAGGAUCACAGCACAGCAUUGGUCAUCCCACACUGUCAGGACAGUCGAGCCUUGGAAGUGCGCACCCACUCAGUCCUCUUCAGCAGAACCACCUGCUAACCAACAGGAUAGACCUGCCGUUUAUGAUGAUGCCCCACCCUCUGCUACCUGUCAGCCUACCUCCCGCUUCGGUUGCAAUGGCAAUGAAUCAGAUGAACCACCUCAAUACAAUAGCUAACAUGGCUGCAGCAGCCCAAAUGCACAGUCCUCUUUCCAGGGCAGGGGCCUCUGUUAUAAAGGAAAGGAUUCAAGACAGCCCUUCUCCAGCUCCAUCCCUAGAAGACAGUCAGCGGCCUGGGAGCCAUGCUUCCUCUCAUCAGAGCAGCAGCGUGUCCAGCUCACCUUCCCAGCUGGACAACACACCAGACAGAAUUGCUAUGUUGACCAACAGCAGGGAAGGAGAGCUCAUUGACCAAGAAACCGGGACAAGCCUAAAAAAAAUGCAAAAGGAGAAAGAAGAGGUCCAAAUUGCCAUUCCAGUAAUGAAACCAACCUUAGAUAAAGUCCAACUGGCUGGACAGGCCUUGCCUCCUGGAUUUCCGGCGCCAUUUCUUUUUGCUGAUGGUCUUUCAUCAGUUGAAACACUAUUAACCAACAUUCAGGGCCUGCUGAAAGUGGCUGUGGACAAUGCCAGAGUCCAGGAGAAGCAGAUACAGCAGGAGAAGAAAGAGUUAAAGAUGGAGCUUUGUAGAGAGAGAGAACUCAGAGAGAGCUUGGAAAGGCAACUUACAGCUGAGCUACAAAGCAGAGCAACAAUUCAGAAACGCUUGAAGAAAGAAAAAAAGGCAAAGAGAAAAUUGCAGGAAGCUUUGGAAUUUGAAUCAAAGAGAAGAGAACAAGUGGAACAGGCGCUUAAACAGGCCACAUCAGGUGACGGUCUCAGGAUGUUAAAUGAUGCUGGAAUCCCAGAUAUGGAAAUAGAACACAACGGAACCCAACAUGACAGUGCAGCAAUGCAAGAAAACAGAACAUACAUCAAACCUACCAUCAUGUACUGAAGGAAACACCUAUUGUUGAAAAAUGUAUAAUGAUCACUAUUUGAAGACUAUAUAGUUCAUGAAAAAUGUCCCUUCCAACCUUUGAUGCCUUCAGUACCGUGUGAGGAACAGGAUUUGUAGCAUGAAACUUGAAGGACAAUUUCAAGCAAUUUACUGUUGCUGCAUCGAAAACUGCCGUAUUGUCAUUAAGAAAUAUUGAGACUUUAUACAAGCUUACCAUACCAAACCAAGCCUGUUGCAACAGAUCAUUUUUAGGUCCCCGGAGAUAGAAGGAGUUUUAGUAUUUUUAAGCACAUACAGGAAUUAAUUCCCCUUCCCACCCCCAAAGAACUCCUUUUGUUUUUUUUUUCCUAAGGAGGUAGCUAUUACUGUAUAACAAUGGCACAAUGAUUUUAAGCCACAAAGGUCCUCACUGGCUGUACAUCAUACAAGUCCAGUUUAUCACUGAAACUGUUCAACAUGGAGCUGUUUCGAUUGUGUUUAUAAAUUAAGCUUUGUUUACUGAAGCAGAUACUCGAUAUAUAUUACGUUUUAAAAAGAAAUGUGUGUACAUUUUUUAAAAGAAUGAUGUAAAAAUUGUCCUUUCAUUAGAUGACCAAUUCAGAAGUGUGAGCUAAACCCUAAUAGCUGACGUAAUACGAGGAUUAUAAUUGAUGCUUUUUUAUGCUCAGUUCAGCUUGGCUUUUGGUCUUUUAAGAUGAAAAAAUGAAUAUGCAGUAGAGUGUUAGAUAAUGGAAACUUUUAAGUAUGGUUUCUCUGUUGUACCAUAUUAAGUUAAAGUACACAUUCUUUGUUAAAAAUGUUCUUGCUAAAAAUACAGUAUUAAAAUUUUUUUUGUUUGACUUUGGAAA